AUGGCAGCUCCGCGCAGUGUCGCCGCUGCCCUGCGCAGGACAAGACUAUCAUCUCGUUGCCGCUGCACACAUACCAUAUUCACGCCGACUGUGGUCCAAACACCUCGUCAUUUCAGCAUAACCACCAGCAACCGAGCAGACCCUUACAAAAAAAUACAAUUGACUGCGGCGGCUUACCCUCAGAUCAAACGGGACCCCAGAUUCGCCGAGGUCACAAAAGAACAUGUACAAUACUUCAAACAGCUCCUCGGCACAGACUCCGCGCUCAUCGAUGGCGUCAACGCCGAUGCAACCGACGACCUGGCCCCCUUUAACAGCGACUGGAUGCGCAAAUACGGAGGUCAGACACGGCUUGUCCUGAGACCACAGACUGCGGAGGAAGUGAGCAAGAUUUUGAAGUAUUGCAAUGAAAAUAAAUUGGCUGUUGUGCCUCAGGGAGGAAAUACCGGUUUGGUGGGAGGGUCCGUACCCGUGUUCGAUGAGAUUGUCAUCAACACGGCGCGGAUGAACAAGAUCCGUUCUUUUGAUCAGGAGUCUGGUGUUCUUGUUGCUGAUGCAGGUGUCAUCCUCGAGGUUGCUGAUGCACAUGUUGGUGAACACGGCUAUCUGUUCCCAUUGGAUCUUGGAGCAAAAGGAUCAUGCCAUAUUGGAGGUAACGUUGCAACUAAUGCUGGUGGGUUGCGUCUCUUGCGUUAUGGAAGUCUUCACGGAAAUGUUCUAGGAUUGGAAGCUGUCUUGCCGGACGGAACUAUCAUAGAUAGUCUGUCCACUCUCCGUAAGAACAAUACGGGCUAUGACUUUAAGCAACUGUUUAUCGGCGCCGAAGGUACAAUUGGUAUUGUCACUGGCGUCUCAAUCCUGUGUCCUCCCCGCGCCAAGGCCGUUAAUGUCGCAUACUUCGGCUUGGAAAGUUACGAGCAAGUCCGCAAAGCCUUCCGUGAAGCCAAGGGUCAACUCUCUGAAAUUCUCUCCGCUUUCGAAUUGAUGGACGGCCGAAGCCAGGGUAUAGUGCGGGAGUCUACUGGGAACAAGCCCCCUCUAGAAGGCGAAUAUCCAUUUUAUUGUCUAAUUGAGACCAGCGGCUCCAAUACCGAACAUGACCUUGCCAAAUUAGAAUCAUUCCUGGAACAUGUCUUGGGAGAGGGUAUAGUUGCCGACGGAGUCCUUGCUCAAGACGAGACACAAAUCCAAUCCCUCUGGCGCUGGCGCGAAGGUAUCACCGAGUCUCUCAGCCACCUCGGCGGCACCUACAAAUACGACGUCUCUAUCCCACUUCCUGAACUCUACCAGCUCGUCGAAGACUGCAAGAACCGUCUUACCGAGAAAGGUCUCGUGGGCGAUGAUGACUCCUUCCCCGUUCGUGCUGUUGUCGGGUACGGUCACAUGGGAGACUCUAAUUUACAUUUGAAUGUGUCAGUCAGACAAUACACCAAGGAAGUCGAGAAGGCCAUUGAGCCGUGGGUGUAUGAAUGGAUCGCCAAGCGCAACGGCAGUAUCAGUGCAGAACAUGGGCUGGGAAUUGCGAAAAAGGAAUUCAUUGGAUAUAGCCAAAAUGAUACGAAUAUCAAGCUUAUGAAGCAGUUGAAGAAUUUGUAUGAUCCGAACGGAAUCAUGAAUCCAUACAAGUACAUCUAAUUGCUACGACUGAUUUGAUAACACGCAUGUCUUUAAAUUAUCAAAACGUAAAUAUUGAAGAAGAAAAGAAUUGGAUUU
This is a messenger RNA of Talaromyces stipitatus ATCC 10500, 1713 nucleotides long. Its product is annotated as actin interacting protein 2. The transcript is spliced from 2 exons. Gene Ontology annotation, cellular component: mitochondrion. NCBI's taxonomy places the organism in Eukaryota, Fungi, Ascomycota, Eurotiomycetes, Eurotiales, Trichocomaceae. Gene Ontology annotation, molecular function: FAD binding; catalytic activity. Bases 1 to 1635 code for a protein of 544 amino acids. The record is from RefSeq and is a predicted model, not a curated record.